AUGACCGCCGAUAAGUCAGCCGCAGACGACGCCCCCGAUGACUGUCGCGAUGACCCUACCGGGAAAUGGGAAUGGGUCCCGGCACAUUCAGUGCUAGCUUCGACGUCACUUCAAUCGAGUGGCCCCAGAGACGCCCGUGAUAUACCCAAUGUGGGACCGGUCACCCACUCUCGUGUGCUAGAUGCACAGCGGGCAGUCCAUUGGGUGUGCGCGUUCGGUCACCCUGCCGUCCAGUCCCCCAACCACGUCUCGCAUUUGACGACCGGUGAACCCUCCCAAGACUCUGCGAAGUCUUCUGGAGGCGAAGAUGUCGACAGGGCAACACGCAGUCGAAGCCAUCCAAGGCCCGAUACCACAACUUCGCUUCGACACAAGACCAGCGAACCUGACCGGAAAGAACCAUCGACCCACACGAUUUCCAGAUCUCCACGGGGACCGGUGGAAACUCCUGCCCCGCACAGCAUGGCUUCCAAGACCGCGCAAUCUAUAGACCGUGUCGUUGCAGACCCCGCGCUGUUGGCUGCCUUGUUAGCUUCGAUCACAGUCUCUUCGCCGAGGGACACGUCCAAUGAUAGCCUACCAUCGACGCUGUCGUCCCAACCUGGGCCAUCACCUCCGUCUGCCGUCACCACUCCGUCCGUCGAGACUCUACUCUUUUAUCAUCACGAUCCAGUCGUCCCAAUCCCCGCGGGAAUGGCCCCACUGCCGCCGCUUCCUACUACUGAACGACCCAUUGGACCGGAAACAUCCGUUUCGCAAGUGCAACCCGCUCGGCAUUAUAUAUCAUUUGUCAGUACCUUGCCAGGUCUCGACUUCAUGCCUUGGAAUGAGUGGCGACCCAGGAUCGAGUCACAUCGCGGAUUCCCGAAGCCGUACCGCCCGGACUUCCGUGCACCUGAGAAUCGUGAGCAAGCGCGAAAAUGGUGGAGUGAUAAGCUCUCGGACUCCAACCGUCGUGAAUCGCCUGUUCGCGUCCUCCCUCCACCCCCUCGUCCUGAGGUCGUCGUCGAAGGGCCUCAUUGGUGGGUAGUUUACGUCGGUCGUACUCCAGGAAUCUACACCACUGCCGAUGACGUGAUUAUCCAGACGCGUGGUUUCCCCAACGCGCAGGCAGAGAUAUUCUCCGACGAGGACACUGCUCGGCGGUGGUACUGGUACGCUCGCGCUCAAGGGUUCCUAGUCCCUCGGUUUGGUGGCCUUGUAUGA
Stereum hirsutum FP-91666 SS1 is the source of this 1206-nucleotide messenger RNA. RefSeq lists its product as uncharacterized. The record is from RefSeq and is a predicted model, not a curated record. The transcript has 5 exons. The coding region runs from base 1 to 1206 and encodes 401 amino acids. Lineage: Eukaryota; Fungi; Basidiomycota; Agaricomycetes; Russulales; Stereaceae.